AUGGGCCGAGCGGUGAAGUGGGAGGAGGUGGUGGGGAGCGUGGCAGCGCGGCGAGACGUGCGUCUGGCAGUGCUGCACGCGCUGAGACGAAAGCGGGUGGAGGAAGCAGUUGAUUUGCUCUGCUCCCUCGCAGGUCUGGGGCUAUCCCCAAGGAAGCUAGCAGUGAGCGACCAGGUGUACCAAGCAUGCGUUGCCGCCUCCAACCUGCCCCUCGUGAUGCGCUUCAUCCUGCACCUGCCAUCUGCAAGUUCAGUGGAUUACAACAAGGCCCUCAAGGAGUGUGCCAGGCAGGGCAAGCUACAACUAGCAUUGACACUCUUCCACGCACUCAGGAAGGGGUGCAGAGCAGGAGGAAGUGGGGGUGGUGAUAGCAGCAGUAACAGAAGCAGCAGCGGUGGUACCAGGGAGUCACCUGGAGAAGAUUCGUUGCCACCUGGCGUUUCACCUGAGGUUUUACCUGAGGAGGGCGCGUUACCUGAAAUAGCACCUGGAGUGGAACCUGACAUGUUCACCUACCGUUCCAUGAUGGACGUGUGUGCAGCGUGCGGCGCAGGCACUACGGCUGCUGAAAUCAUUCAGGCUAUGGUGGAGGAGGACGGGGUGGUACCCAACACCUAUGUGGUCAACAGUGCUCUUAACGCGUGCAUCAGCGACUGGGACGCCACGUGGUCGCUCUGGUUCCGCAUGGAGCGUCUCGGUGUAAGCCCCGACGCCACCACCUUCAACACGCUGCUCAAGGCCUGUGCCGCCCACUGCCGCCCGGAUGCCGCCCAGCUGCUGUACGAGCAGCUGAGGGCGCUGGAGGAGCGAGAAGAACGGGCUGGAGGCAACCACAGCAGCAGGCAAGAUAGACGCAGCGUGCGCGCCAACGUGGUGACGUGGACGUCUCUGAUUGGUGCGUGCGUGCACGCGGGGUUUGUGGACCAUGCGUUUAGGGUUUUUGACGAGAUGGUGGGGUCUGGGUGUGAGGCGACCACUGCUGUGUAUAACCUGAUGAUCGACAUGUGCGCCGAAGCUGGGCUGGAGGAUCGGGCGGUGGCGUUGCUUCGGGAAAUGCAGGCUGGGGGGAGGAGCGGGAAGAUGAGGGUGGGGGAAGAGAGGGGGGAUGAGGAGAGUGGAGUGGAGCAAGAGGUUUCAGUUGUUGCUGCAUCGUCUCCCUCCUCCUCCACCACCUCUGCCUCCUCCUCCUCUCCUCCCUCCUCCCCCUCCAUCUGCGCCCCCGAUAUAAUCACAUUCAACACAGUCAUCAAGGCGUGCACAGGCAGCCCCCAGCGCGCGCGGGCGUUUGUGGGGGAGAUGCGAGCGGCAGGGAUAGCACCCAACGAGCGCACAUGGGUGGCACUCUUGGAUUGCCAUGGGACCAACGCGGAUACAGCUGCUGCUGUGCAGGUGGGUAUUCAUGUGUUUAUACUCUGGUGGGGAGAAGAGCGGGGUUAG
Closterium sp. Naga37s-1 is the source of this 1437-nucleotide messenger RNA. Lineage: Eukaryota; Viridiplantae; Streptophyta; Zygnematophyceae; Desmidiales; Closteriaceae. The record is from the annotation of a GenBank genome assembly.